CACGGAGACGGCAUUCAGUACAGCAACUCGACUCCACUCCGACAACACACACGACACCGAAUAUUCUGGCUGGCUGUUCUGGCUGGUUCAAGUGAAGAGAAAAUCUUUUUUUUUUGUCAUUUUAUUUUGUUCGAUUUGAAAUUUUUCCUGGUGCACAAACUUUAGCGAACCGGAAGCGGGAAAGCGCGCGUGACGUUUUCGAUCGAGACAUCAGCUCAAACGCAUCCCCGGAGUUUAUAUAAGAUUAGAAUCUGGCAGAUUCAAGUGCACAACCAGAUGGUUCGAAACUGAACGAAAAUUGUUAAAAAGUUACGAUAAACUUGGAUACGCGAGAAAAUAACUUCCUGAAUAGGAAAUUUUUUGAGUGAAAAUUUUAUUGAAUAAGCUUUUUUCGUGGUUUUUUUCAAGUGAAGCACUUAAAGAAAAGUUUCUAAUUAGUGAAAUUACGUGCUGCUGGGCCGAAGAAAAAGAUUUUCACAACGCAUAUGCUGAACUUUGGUAACGACCGAAACGAUUCGCUAGUAUGAACGAUUUCAACGAUAAGCAGGGCGCCAAACUUCAGGAACCGUACCUCUCUCCGGGGAUUUCUCGUGAACGUAGCUUUAUCCGAACCUCGAACCAGCAGGUAAUGGAUAUGAAUGCCAACAAACGACGUAGCUUGGCCUUCAGUCAGAGCCAGGCCAUGCAACACGCCCAACAACAGCAGCAACAGUUGCGUGGUAAGCCACCGAUGGAGAUCUAUCGUCCACCAAAUGUGCGCCUCGAUGGGCUGCCGAAUCAACAACAACAACCGAAUCAUAAACUGAACGUCAAUGCUCAAGAGUUUCAGAUGAAUAGCUUGAACGAUAAUCGACUCCCAUUGCCGAACUCUCGGUCUGUAGACCUAAUAAGGUCACUGAACAUCUACAGCAGCUCGCUGCAACACUCGAAGUCAAAUGUGACCAUGCCACUCAACAUGCACCCUCAGGCACAUCGAAUGCAACUGGGCAACAUCGGCAGUCCUCAGCGGGGACCGAUCAUGAUGUCUAACCCACCGAUGCAACAUGUAGGAAUUCAGAUGCAGUCCUCUCACAUGCCUCUCGUUAAUUCACCAUCCAGUGGAAACAUCCUACACUCUGGACCACGUGUCAAAUUUGCUCCGGAGCCUCUGAUUCAUCCAUCACACGCAAACAACAGCAGCAACAGCUUUCAACAGCCACAAAACACCAAAAACAGCACCCAAUCGACAAUUGUGCUGUCCAACAGUCAGAACAACAACAACAACAACACCAUCAGCAAUAACAACCCAUUGAAUGUUGCACCUUUACAGCGCUCCAAGUCCCUGUCCUCAGCCGACACACUGACACGUGGUCUGGCCGGACUGGGACUGGCCGUUGGGCCGGAAGCUAACGAUAUCGGUGCAUUUCCCCCGGAGAUACAGGCAAUCGUCGGCAAGGCGGCCGAGGAUCCCAACAUGCUAAACGCUCGCUGUCUGAUGGAACUGGCCACGCACCUGAUGCACCGGGCUAUCGAUGGACGAAGAUAUGCGCUUCCAAUCUCACGGCUGUGCAUCACGAUAAUCUCAAAGGAAAAGAAGGAAACCUUUUUGGAGGCUCUGUUGAACACUUGUCGGCAGUGGUACCAGGAACGUGAUAAGGUUCUCGGUCCCCCGAUUCUCAACAUGAAAAAUCCAGCCCGGCCCCGGUUCACCGCCUUCAUGGCCUUCCUCACGGAGAUGUUUUGUCAGCUAAAGCGUCGCCAGCUGCAGUUACGCACGGAAUGUGACGGAGUCCCUCCGCCCUUGCUCCUGCUAACACUGCUGGGUAAAUGCUGCGAGGACUGCGUUCGGCCACCCGUUCGAUCACUCUCUGAGAUCGAAUGUCUCUUUUUCGUGCUGACCUGCAUCGGUCGUGAUCUUGAGAUGCAUCUGCCCCAACAGCUGGAAACCCUUUUGGCCGCCGUUCGGGAUGCUUUUCUCAAUUCUUCGGCCUCGGCUCCGGCCAUCCGCCGCACUCUGCUGCAGCUGAUCGAGCUUCAGGCCUCCCACUGGCAGCUUCCCGGAAAUACGGUCCUCUAUUAUUACCCAUCUUCAAAGUAGUUUUAUCGAAGGCGUAGCCAAAUCUUGGCGUUCUAGAUGGACACAGCCUGGUCUGGUUGGAUUAUCCUGCUAAUUUUACAGAACAAAAUAGAUGCUUUUGCGCUUUUUUAGAGAAUUUCCCAGAUGUCAAAAAUUUGUUUAAAAAUCUCAAAUAUUUAUUAUAAAAUUUAGAAGAAAAAUUGUGAUAGUUUUGGAAUUGAAGCUCUACUUAUUCGAAACCCACGAAUUUCGAAUAUUUUAUUUUUUUCUGGAUUGUUCUUUGGAAAAGCUCAAAAAGCACGUUUUUCCUGCACUACAUGGAAAUCAAAAGCUUACCACUUUACAGUUUGACCAAAGUGUUGGAAAAUGGAGAACUUUCGACGAAUUAAAGAAAAAACACUUACCAAAAAAAUGAAACGAAACACUCGAUCGAACACGGUUUAAGAAAAAACGAAACAAAUCCCGAGAAAAAAAGGACCCUAAUUGUACCUUCUUUUUCGGAGCGAAAAUUCUCACACCAUAGGAAAGUGAAGCUAACCUUGAGUUUCCGGAUAAGCAAAACGACUUGAUCAGACUACAUUCCAUCAGUUGAAAGAAUGAAAAACAUAACGGAACAGUUAAGGAAAUUUUAUACUAACAUGCCCGACCUCGAAAAGUAUAUUGUAGCGUUAUCGAUUUUUAAUUCAUUGUUAUAUGGGAUUAAUUCACUACUGAUAUACUGAGGCCAUAUGUAACUCAAGUGAACACGAACCUUAAACGAAAUUAAAACUAAUACAGAACAUUAUUGUUUAAACGAAAUCAGUUUGACAUUAUUUAUUUAAACAAAAUGUAGGAUGAUAAUUUUGCAAGGAAAUCGUGCGAUGAACCAAUAAGGAAACAUUUUGAUUCGAAAUCUUGAAUUUGUUUCAGUUUUUUUUAGAUAUACUAUUGCAAGUAAUUGUAGCAACAAAAAAAUCAUAAAAUUCAUUAUUCUGAAAGAAAGAAAACAAGCGACGAUGCGGUUUUCCUUGUAGAUUUACAUGACACAAUACCUAAUAAAACAUAUUUAUUUAGAAAUUAAAUUGAUAACAAAUGUUAUUUUAACACACACUAGUCAAUUUAGGAAACGCUCCUACUCGUUAAACUAUAUCUCUAAUAUUCAAAACUAGAAAACUGACUGACUAACACCCCCAUGUUACAUCACAUAUAAACUACACACCUUAUCAAACACACUAAACCCCCAAAGGAGCACGUGUUGUUUACCGAACGCGAGCAGCCAACAUUAUUUAUUAUACGCAUCAGUGUUGUUUCUAAGGCACCCAAAGAGGGCUAAGAGAUGAAAAAACACAAACAAACGCCUCAAAUCGCUCAGAAGAAGCGGAAAACUUAUAUUUAUUAACCUAAUUGAGGACAAGCUAAUGAGAGAAAAAAAAACAGCCAAGGAAAAGCUUAACAAAAACAAAACAGGAAAAGUUACAAAUCAGUGCCAUCAAACCAACAACAGAACAAUCGAGACAUGUCCGCUAGCGCACCCUAAAUGAAGAAAAUGUCUUCAUAAAGUCGUUGCUAGGAAACAUUUUCCAGGCUACAAGCAGCAAAUAGGUAGGUGUCAAGCAGAAAGAAUUAGCUUUGCAGUUGGCUAAAAGAGGGAAAAAAACGCUGGCUGAAAAGCGGUAGGCGAUGCAUAAUUGCAUCGGAAGAUUGUGCGCUCUGAUUUUAUGCACACUAGCCUGCAUACCAUUACUUACGCUAAUCAGCUCCCGUGGACAGUUUGAAGGAAAAAAAUGAUAGCGGUUAUGUUUGAUAUUCAUUCGAUUCGUUCGAGCAAAUUGUUCCACUCAAGAAAUUACAAUGCAUCAUGAGAAACGGAAAAAAAUCAGAAAUGAAACACAACCGAUCUUUAGUUUGCAAAGGUUUUGAUUAUUUGAAUUGAAAACUGGCACAAUUUUUGUGCCGCGAUAAGUCUUGUAAACAGUAAGUAGGAUAUGAAUCAAUAAAAUUUAAUAUUCA
Uranotaenia lowii is the source of this 4045-nucleotide messenger RNA. RefSeq lists its product as uncharacterized. Gene Ontology annotation, molecular function: RNA binding; protein binding; translation activator activity. Gene Ontology annotation, biological process: regulation of translational initiation. The transcript has 9 exons. Gene Ontology annotation, cellular component: cytosol. The record is from RefSeq and is a predicted model, not a curated record. Bases 524 to 2077 code for a protein of 517 amino acids. NCBI's taxonomy places the organism in Eukaryota, Metazoa, Arthropoda, Insecta, Diptera, Culicidae.